AUGUUCAAUGCCACCGUCUCUGCAGGCGGAGACGAACAAUCCGAAGGAUUGGUCAAUGAGACUACUUUUGGUGCAUAUGCCGUGUACAACGAAGGCAAGCUGGCGUCAAUAGUGGCCGUGAAUCUGAACAUGUGGAAUUCAACCAUGGAUGACGCGGAUCACCCAUAUACAACCCUCUCGUUGCCUCGGGCUUGGAAUGAUGCGAGGGUAUCGCGCUUAACGAAUUCUGGUGUUUACACGGCUGAAAACAUCACGUUUGCCGGUCAAUACAUUGACGGAAAAGGUCACAUUGUUGGCAAAGAGUCGUUUGAUAAGGUCAUUGAUGGAAUGGUGUAUGUUGGUAGUGGAGAGGCUGUUUUUUUGAUUAGCAAGCAGUUAGUGAACUAA
Molecule: messenger RNA, 387 nt
Organism: Talaromyces marneffei
Lineage: Eukaryota; Fungi; Ascomycota; Eurotiomycetes; Eurotiales; Trichocomaceae
Exons: 1
Coding region: 1-387 (128 amino acids)
Source: RefSeq, a predicted model, not a curated record